Paramecium sonneborni is the source of this 3153-nucleotide messenger RNA. The record is from the annotation of a GenBank genome assembly. NCBI's taxonomy places the organism in Eukaryota, Ciliophora, Oligohymenophorea, Peniculida, Parameciidae.
AUGAAAAUUAUCAUUCGCCAUCAUUCUUAAUGGGGUAAUAUGAGCACUAAAUCUUGUAUUGUAAAUCCUAACAUCCCAGUUGCUCAACUCAGAAAAUAAAUUGCUUAACUUACAGAUAUCAAUGAAAAAGACUUAACACUCUAUCUGAAUGACUAUGUUCUUGAAGAUUAAAAUUUACUCUCUAAAUACAAUCCAGAAGAUUGUUAAUUCAUUUAUGUUAAUAGAGACAAUAUUCAUAUCGAUGAAGAUGUACUUGAAACAGAAAUACUUGAAAUUUAAAAUAGAGGAAUCUACAAUCGUAUGAAGGGAUAUGAAAAACUAGGCAUCAUCCAUGAAAAUUCUGAAGAAGCUACCAAUAAAAAGAGCGAUUAAUAACUUACAGUUGAAUUGAUAAAGGUAACUUGAAUGUGUCCAUUAAUCAGCUAGUAAAAAAUAAUGAUAUUCCUGCAAUCAAAGCCUUGAUUCCAAACCAUUCUGCAAUAGCCAUUAUCAAUGAUAGACAAUAUUCUGGGUUGUCUGCUUUCCAUUAUGCUAAUCAAUUUGGUUACUCAGAACUAGUUACAUACUUUAUUGCAAUUGGUGCAGAUAUCAAUCUAUCAACUAAGGACAAUCAAUCACCCUUAUAAUUAGCUCUUAAAAAUAAUCAUAUUUCAUGUGCUAAAGUUUUGUUAUCUCAAUCUAAUUGUGAUGUUAAUUUCGUAUCUCAAGGCAAGAGUCCACUUUAAUUAGCAACUUUAGCUGGGAAUUUAGAAAUUGUUGAACUCAUUCUUAAACACCCCACAUUUGAUUAUUAAUCUAUUGAUUUUAAUGAACUAAAGGGGGAAUCAUAAGCUAUAUAGUUACUUCUUAAUUUAUAGAAACUCAAUCCUACCAAUCAACCCACUAAACCUUAAGCUCAAAAAGGAUACAUUAAAAAACUUAAUGUUCUAAGGUUUUUUCAUUAUAAAAGAUACCUUACUCUAGAUCCAGAAGCAGGAACAUUAACCAGAUUUAAAACACAAGCUGAUUAUCCUAUGAAUCCUAUAGAAAUCGUUGCUCUCUCUAAUGUCAUUAAUGUCUGGUAACCUUAAAGAGAAUGGUAUAUGAAAAGUGAUCAUGAAUAUUUAAGUGUAUUAAUCAUCUUCUAUUUAAGGUUUCAUUUAAAAAAGGAGGUGUCGAAAUUUUAACCUUUUGUUCCAAAAGUAAAAAUACUAUAUUAAGUUGGAGAAAAAGUUUAGAAGACUCAAUCAAAUAUUAUAUAUAAAUAGAAAAAAAAAUAGCUUAAUUAUCUGAAUUAGGAGAUAUUUAAGGAUUGAAUUAAUACAUCAAUGAAAAAGGUGUAUAAUUUAACAUAAUUGAAGAUUCUUAAUUUUAAAAUGAUUAAAAUGUAAGAUAAUAAUAAUAAUAAUAAUAACUAAAUUAAUAAUAAUAAUAAUAACUAUUUUAAUAAUAAUAAUAAUAACAAGAUUAAUUAUAAUAAUAAUAAUAAUAAUAAUAAUAAUAAUAAUAAUAAUAAUAAUAAUAAUAAUAAUAAUAAUAAUAAUAAUAAUAAUAAUAAUAAUAAUAAUAAUAAUAAUAAUAAUAAUAAUAAUAAUAAUAAUAAUAAUAAUAAUAAUAAUAAUAAUAAUAAUAAUAAUAAUAAUAAUAAUAAUAAUAAUAAUAAUAAUAAUAAUAAUAAUAAUAAUAAUAAUAAUAAUAAUAAUAAUAAUAAUAAUAAUAAUAAUAAUAAUAAUAAUAAUAAUAAUAAUAAUAAUAAUAAUAAUAAUAAUAAUAAUAAUAAUAAUAAUAAUAAUAAUAAUAAUAAUAAUAAUAAUAAUAAUAAUAAUAAUAAUAAUAAUAAUAAUAAUAAUAAUAAUAAUAAUAAUAAUAAUAAUAAUAAUAAUAAUAAUAAUAAUAAUAAUAAUAAUAAUAAUAAUAAUAAUAAUAAUAAUAAUAAUAAUAAUAAUAAUAAUAAUAAUAAUAAUAAUAAUAAUAAUAAUAAUAAUAAUAAUAAUAAUAAUAAUAAUAAUAAUAAUAAUAAUAAUAAUAAUAAUAAUAAUAAUAAUAAUAAUAAUAAUAAUAAUAAUAAUAAUAACUAGAUUAAUUAUAAUAACAACAACAAUAAUAAUAACAAAAUUAAUAAUAAUAUCCCCAUUAAUAAGAUUUUCUUGACUUAUCACCUGUAGAAAGACCAUAAUCUCUAAAAUAAUGUAUCUAAUACCUUAAUUAAUACACUGUAAUAAAAUAAAUUGGUUAAGGAGCAUUUGGAAAAGUUUUUCUAGUUAAACAUAAUCCAACAGAAACUAUAUAUGCAAUGAAAUAAUUAAAUAAAAAAAGAUUAUUGCAAAAAAAAUAAAUAAAAUUUGCCCUAACUGAAUGUGAAAUUUUGAAAUAAGUUGAUUCACCUCAUAUUGUUAAUCUUUUUCAAUCCUUUUAAACUCUUAACAAUCUUUAUUUAGUAAUGGAUUAUUGUGGUGGUGGAGAUCUAUCUUAUCAUCUAUGUAAAUAUCAAACAUUUGAUGAAAAUAUAUGUAAGAUAAUAAUUCGUUAAAUAAUGAAAGCAAUAGAAUACUUACAUAGCAAAGAUAUAAUUUAUAGAGAUCUAAAACCAGAAAAUGUGAUUUUAGAUAAUGAAGGCAGGAUCAAACUUGUAGAUUUUGGCCUUUCAAAAUAAACAGAUAAUGGUAAAACGCGUACUUUUUGUGGAUCUCCUGCAUAUUUAGCUCCUGAAGUUUUGGCUAAAAAAGGAGCUGUACAAGCAACCGAUAUUUAUGGAAUAGGAACAGUUUUAUAUGAACUUCUUUUAGGGGAUCCACCUUAUUUUAAUGAAGAUAUUGAUACUUUAUACAAUAGCAUUCGAAAUGAUAAUUUAUUUAUUCCAAAUAAAUUAAGUAAACCAUGUCAAUCUAUUCUUUUUGGAUUGUUAUAAAAAGAAGCCCAUAAAAGGAUUGGAUGUAAAUAACCAACUUAAGUUAAUUGGAAUUUGAUAAAAUUGCAUGAAUGGUUGGAAUGGGAUAAUCUAGAAGAUAAAGUAACUUUUGGACUUAGCUAAGAAAAUUUAGAUAGUAUAAUUCGGAAAUAUACUCAUGUAUAAAAUUGAAUUAAUAUGAUUAGAAUCUAGGAGAUAUAGAUUAUACAGAGGAAGAUUUAAAUUUAAAUAGAAUAAAUGGAUGGACAUUCAUAAGAAAGAAUUGA